AUUAAAAAUGAUUAUAACUAAAUAUUGUAAAAAUCCACGAAAAUUUCGUAUCAUUUUACUUUUGAUGAUUGUUACACUAAUAGUUAUAACAUUAUUAAUACUCAACAAUGGACUACAACAUGUCAACACUGAAAGAUUAAUCGAUGAACGUUUUGUGGCACAAGCCUAUGCGGGGCCACCACAACUAAAACCGCAGCAAAACGAAGAUAAUGGUUUGGUUAUUUUAAAAUCUCCGCGUGAAAAUGGCAUUAUACAACCGGAAAAAUAUGAUGAACAUAAACUAAAAUCACGUUUAAUCGAAGAGAAAAUUCACAAUUUAAAAGAACAAACCAAACAAUUAAUACAGGAUCCCGAAGAGGAACAUACCGUAAUGGAGAGUGUUAGCACAGCCAUACAUAUCUUUUAUACAGCUCCGGUCCAAUGGUAUAAGACCCGUAAACCUACGGUUCCCAAAGAAAUUCUCACUGAUUUCAAUACAACCGAGAAUGUUACACAAAAACCAGCAGCUAAAAUUUUAAAUAGUGCUUUCUAUCCGUCUCUGGGUCUAUACAAGCCCACUUGUGAACUCUUCGAGAGACACUUUCAAAAUAUUCGCAAUUGUGGUGUGGGUGUAUUGAUUUUAAGCUAUACGGGAAAACCUGCAGAAUUAGAAGUUUACAAGACCAUUUUUCAGGUGGCACCAAAAUUUAAUUUAUCUAUUACCUUCGAAAUUAGUGUAGCUGGCAAUCAAUCAUUAUCUUUUCUACAACAACAACUAAAAGAUAUACGCAAAUUCUAUCAUUUGCCGGUGUUUUUUAAAGUUUUCUCACAAAGUCGUAAUGCAUUAACCCCUGUUAUUUAUAUAAGUAAUGCCUAUAAACUAGUCGAUUCCCUGGCAUCUCAAGCAUUUUGCAAAUCUUCUACAUCCAUAAGAUUUAUACUCGAUGCCUUCUUUAUUGGUCACAUAAGAUUAAAGAAUCAUGCCGAUUACAUUAGGCGUCUGUGUUUAGAUGGAUUCUAUAGUAAAUUGCCUAGUAAUGGGGCCACAUUCGCCAGUACUUGGAAAAAUUGGUCAUAUUUAAAAUCAUUCGCCUUAACCUAUAAAAUGUUGUUUGUACCGACAGUGGGUCCUGGUUUUGCUGAACGCAAUAAAUUUCCGCGCCAUGGUGAUAUACAAAGACAUCGUAGUAAUGGAAGAUAUUAUGGAGUAGCAUGGCGUACCGCUAUACUAAAUCAUGUUGGUUUCAUAAAUAUCGCCAGUUACAACAACUGGCCCGAUGGCAGUCAAAUCGAAGAGGUAAUACCUAAAGCCGGUUUUCUCGAUUAUAAUCCUGGAGCUAAAACGAAAUAUUUGGAUCUAACUACACACUGGGUAGGUAAUUUUAUAAAAACACGCAAUGAAGCUGCAGCAGCUACACUUCAAAGUGGCAGUGGCCACUUAAGUUGUUAUGAAUUUUUAAAUAAUACCAUUUGUUAAGAAAGUCAAUCGGUCUCAGCAAUAAUGAUUUAAAAAAUCAAACUCAAUACAGGCCAAAAUUUAAAUUACUUUACAAAUUAGCAGAAAAAAAACAACAAUUACUUUCAUACUGAAGCAACAAAAAAGUAUAAAAUGUUAUUUAAACUAUGUAAUUGUUUUAUUUUUUUUAAUAUACUUAGAUAUAUAAUAUUUAGAUAGUCUAGAGAAAAUUGAAACAUUUGCCAAACACCAUACAUAUUUAUUGUGAAAAACUAUAUAACUAAUAAUAUAUUAACUAUAAACCUUUUUUCCAUUUAAAUCUUAAAAGAAAUUCUUUAUAUUAAACUCUUUAAAUUUUUGGUAGAUUUAAAUUAAUACAAUCGGUACAAUCGUUAAUCAGAUAAAAGUUUACAUUAUUAUUAUUAAAAAUAUAACUAGUCACUUGUUAAUUUACUCAAAUUUAAAAGGAAAACAAUAUAUAUAAAAAAGUAUAUAAAAAUCUUCUUUAAACAGAUAUUUUUUUAGUAUUUAAAUUAUAGCUUUAACUAUUUAUAUACAUUACUACAUAUAUAGCGUUUCUAAUGACUGAUUAAAAUAAAACUCUUUCAAAAUUUAUAUAACUAUUAUGAUUAUUAUUGUCUAAUUUUAACUUAUUCGAAAAUAUAGUAAACAUCAUUGCAGUAAUCUAAACUCUAUUAUACUUAAACUCUAUACAUCAAUAAACUUGAAUACUAUAUUUC
This is a messenger RNA of Lucilia cuprina (Australian sheep blowfly), 2175 nucleotides long. RefSeq names its product glycoprotein endo-alpha-1,2-mannosidase. Gene Ontology annotation, cellular component: Golgi apparatus. The coding region runs from base 8 to 1456 and encodes 482 amino acids. Gene Ontology annotation, molecular function: alpha-mannosidase activity. The record is from RefSeq and is a predicted model, not a curated record. NCBI's taxonomy places the organism in Eukaryota, Metazoa, Arthropoda, Insecta, Diptera, Calliphoridae. The transcript is spliced from 3 exons.